This is a messenger RNA of Bufo gargarizans (Asiatic toad), 6657 nucleotides long. RefSeq names its product zinc finger protein 516 (gene ZNF516). The record is from RefSeq and is a predicted model, not a curated record. Gene Ontology annotation, cellular component: nucleus. Gene Ontology annotation, biological process: regulation of DNA-templated transcription. Lineage: Eukaryota; Metazoa; Chordata; Amphibia; Anura; Bufonidae. Gene Ontology annotation, molecular function: DNA-binding transcription factor activity, RNA polymerase II-specific; RNA polymerase II cis-regulatory region sequence-specific DNA binding. The transcript is spliced from 7 exons. The coding region runs from base 647 to 4186 and encodes 1179 amino acids.
GAGAGAAGCUCAGCAAACAGGCAAAGCCCAACUUCUAGCCCCCAACAAAGCGCCGUCACCCCGGGCUGCCUCCUCCGCCCGCACCGCAGGCCCGGCCUCGCCACAGUCACUCUGAGGAGAAGUUGUUGUUUUUUUCUUUCUGUCCCCGUAACUCGCCCUGGAUUUUGAGAGCAGUGACAGAUGACAGAGCCGGAGUUUCCGUGCCCUCUACAAGGGGAUAUUGGAGCCCAUUGACUGGCAAGCUUCAGUAGAGGGUUCUUGCAGUCCCCAGUAUGGCAGCAGGUCCGGUUUCUAAAUAGUGUGGAGAUGGACAGAGACAAUCGGAGCUUCAAUCCAAGAUCUCGUUUGAAGACCAUUCUACAUAACUUUCCUGACAUUUGUACAUUGUACAAUAGUAUUGAAAAGUAUGAUGGCCGUUGAAGGCACUAUUUUGGUAAAAAUAAAAAUCUAGGAAAAUAUCCAACAUUUACCACAUCUUCUCCACCCAGUAAUUACCGGGACCCAUCUGUGUUACACAUUGGUUCAGGUCUGUGAAGCUUGGCGCGUGGCCGUUAAGCUUGUUAAAUAGCAUACGACUAAAUACAGAAGUCUCCUGCCAGUUACUCCUGGAUAGGCGUUGGAUUUCCUACCUGAUGUUUUGCUGUUAAUGGAACGAAAGAAACAGUUUGACAUGGAACUACGUGAAUCAGCUUCUAAGUCAAGUAAAAAUGAUAUGGACGACGACAAACCAACCAGUUUUAGUUGUGUUAUAUGUGGGAAAAGUUUCCCUUUCCAGAGCUCCCUCUCUCAGCACAUGCGAAAGCAUACAGGGGAAAAGCCAUAUAAAUGUCCUUACUGUGACCAUAGGGCUGCACAGAAAGGAAACUUGAAGAUACACCUCCGAACCCACAGGACUGGUACACUUGGCCAGGUUAAUGAUGCUGAAAUGGGCGAUUCACAUGUUGGAGAGCUAGGUGCUUCGGAAGGUAUGGGCGUAUGUGCAAGUCCUACAAAAAGCACCUCUGCUUGUAACAAAAUUCUCAAUGGCUCCCUCCAAAUGGAGGACUCCGAUAUAGUUGAUGACGACACACUAGGUGACUACAACUGUAUGUUUUGCAAAAGCAAGUACGACCGUAGGAAGGAGCUUGAUCAACAUCUCAUACAAGUGCACAAGCCAUAUAAAUGCAGGUUUUGCAAUUACAUGACUUUACGAGAGGAAACUUUGUUAAACCACAUUGAGAAAGACCAUAUCACGACAGCAAUUCCUUUGAAUCGCGAUGCAUACUCCGAAAAUGGGAAAGGUGAACAUAAUUCUGGCGAGUUCCCUUGUGAAAUCUGUGGCCAGGCUUUUGGUCAAGCAUGGUUCCUUAAAGCUCAUAUGAAAAAGCAUCGGGGAUCCUUUGACCAUGGUUGCCAUAUAUGUGGCAGGAGAUUUAAGGAGCCUUGGUUUCUAAAAAACCACAUGAAAUCUCACGGCCCCAAGACUGGGAACAAAAACAAACCCAAAUCGGAAAGUGAACAAGUAGCCACUAUAAAUGAUGUUGUUCAGGAAGAAACGAUAGUGACAGGUUUAUGUCUUUAUGAAGUUUGUGUGAAAUGUGGAAAUUUAUUUACAAAUCUCGAAAGCCUUAGCGCACACAAUUUGAUCCACUGCAAAAUGGAAGAACACGCUGAUGACAAAACUGUGCUCAAACGUGAGAUAUUACACAAUGCAAGUUCAGAGGCACCUCCCUCCAAACAAUGUUUCUUAGACUAUCUGCAAUUGAAACCUUUAGGAGAUGCACCUAAAAGUACAGAUGAAGAACAGGGGAAGAGAGUACCUGAAUUUGACCCAGUCAAUAGCUAUCAAGCUUGGCAGCUGGCCACCAGGGGCAAAGUUGCAGAACCAUCAGAGUAUGUCAAGUACUUGGGAUGGGAUGAAACCUUGGCUGAUGCAGAUGUCUCUUAUGAUAGAGAUAAAGGUGAAUAUGUCCUUGUCAAUCAGGAGAAGCGUAAACGGGAGCCCGAAAGUAACAAUGCCAGCAAUCCAAAGAGACGUAGCUGCUCAAGUGGAAGCCGCACAGAGAAAAGCAGCAUGCAGCCUGGAGAAAAUGUUGUGGAGACACCUAAUGAUUUAGAAUUUAGACCUCCUUCACGUCAGAGCCGCAGAGCCUCUCAGAACAAAUCUACCGAAUGCUUUGAGUGUGGAAAGAUUUUCAGGACGUACCAUCAAAUGGUGCUUCAUUCCAGGGUUCAUCGAAAAGAGCGUACAAGUCUGAGUGAGAGUGGUUCAGUUUCUCAGCAUGACAGAGAUGGAUCAAAUAGCGAGGGUGACUCUGCUAGUAGACCCAGUAGUCCUGACUCUGCUUCUGCUCCAGAAGACUCUUUGGCAUAUGGCAUUGGGGAUGACGGAGCUGAUGAUGAUAGCUUUGAGGAAGCAACCACAUCAUCACCAGGGUUGAAGCCAUACCACCAUGAUUUUUCUGCUAUGGAUAUGGAAAUACCCAGUGCAAACCAUCAGACCUUCAAAUCUGAAGACACCAGCAAAUGUGAACACCUGGAGCUGCCAAGUCCUACUUUUGUCUCUGAUCAGCAUCCAGACCUUUCUUUGGUGAAAAACGAAUAUCCCUCCGACUUAAUAGUACCAGCAUUCAAAUACAACAAAGACCCUCACAGACCCAGUCAGAAUAUUAGCUCUUCCCAUUCUGUAAUACAAAAUAGCCUGGAAACGGUUAAUACAAAAAAACAUUUGUCCUCAGAACUAACGCCUUCAAAUGGAUCAGCACUUGACCUGCUGAGAGAAAACUCAGCAUUACAAAAUAUUGGUGCAGAGAACCAUGAGCUUGUUCCUUUGAAUUUAAGUGAAAAAUCAAGCAGGAGCGAGGUUUGUAGUAAAAGUGCUACUGAUGCAUUGCAAGCUACACUGGUUGUCCAUCAGUGUCCCUACUGUAGUCAUAAGACUUAUUACCCUGAAGUUUUGUGGAUGCACAAAAGAAUUUGGCAUAAAGUCAGCUGUAACUCCAUGGCUCCUCAGUGGGUUCAACAAAAUGGCUUCAAAAAUUUGAAAAAUAAUGUUCUUUUUCUAGUCAGGAACGGGCGCACAGGACCUCCUCCAGCUCUUGGCGGCAAAGAAUGUCAACCAUUACCUAUAGCAAGGUUUACACGUACACAGAUGCCAAAUCAGCCUUCAGCAUCCAAAAGCAACUCGUCAAAUUUGGAAAAUAAUCCUAAGACGUGCGCCACUCAGGUGCGUGUUAACUCCCGUGGCAUCAAUGGGCCUAAAGCAUCAAACUCUGAUGCGCAGCGACAGCCUAAGGUAGCACCUGCUCAGGAACAAUACAGCACAGCGGUCCAGCCACCAGGAUCAAAAGUCAAAUAUGACUCCAGUCCUAAACUGACCCAAACUGGAAGUUACAUGAGAAAUCAUCCACCUCUCCAGGCAUCAGUGGUGCGGCAAGUUCUGCAGCCUUCUAGCAGUAAACAAGCUGAAAAAUACAUGAUGUCCCAGGGAGUCUCCAGUUUUGGAUCCCCAAAUAAACUGUCCGUGUCUGAUGCAAUAAAAACGAAAUUCACGCUGUCGCAGACGCAGUUUCCAUUCCAGAAAGUAGAGCCACAUGUUAAACAGGAGAGCCCUGCAGUGCCUCAAAGGGAAUCUCAGGCCAAGAUUAUUAAUGAACUUGGAACCAUGCCCAACAGUAGUGCUGGGCCCAAGACGAGCCCCGUUUUACAAACUCAGCUGAGUGGAACUCCUUCCCCUUUUCAACCAAUAAAGCAGGAGCCUGUGGCUGAGGGCCUGGAAAAGCGAGUAGACAUUCUAAAUAUCUUCAAGACCUACAUUCCAAAGGACCUAGCAACACUGUACCAAAGUUGGGGAGCCAAUAGCAGCUUGGAAAAUGCAGCAAUGCUUAGGACACAGGCACGGCAAGGAGACUACGUUUGCAUCGAGUGUGGGAAAUGUUUCACCCAGCCAAGCCACUUGCGGACCCAUAUGAGGUCUCAUACAGGGGAGAGACCAUUCCAGUGCAGAUAUUGUCCAUACAGUGCCUCUCAAAAAGGGAACCUAAAGACACAUGUGCAGUGCGUGCAUCGGGUACCUUUCGACAACAGCGAGUACCCCGACAAGCAACUUCUUCAACCCCAAGGUGACAAUCCCAACACUUACAUGGAGGAACAGCUGGAAAAUUUGCCUUCCAAUCAUCAAGUCCCUGGGGCUGUUGUAUUAAACUGAAGAAAACAUGACUUGUGUUUGACCUACCCUUAGCGCAGGAGUGUAUCUGUGCUACGUAACAAUUUAUACUAAAUGAAGAUGUAGGAGAAAAUGCAUCCAUAUCAUUUUAAUUCCUAUUUUAGUUUGAAAGUUUGCGACUUUGUUUUUAAAAAUGGCCGAUGCUGAGAUGACCUAAGACACUUACAAAUGCAGCAGAUUCUCACCAGACACUGGAUGGAAGGACCGGUACAGCAUGACACAAUUUGGACCAUUUGUAACUGUAAGCACUGAUCUGUUACCGACUUCUGCUUGUGAGUAUGACAAGGGGGUAACGGACGAGGCACAAGAAAUGCUUUGAAUUCCUCUACCACUGAUUUGCUAAAAGCCAGACUGCUCAGUGAUGUUGCAUACUAAUAUGCAGUUGCUUGAUCUGAAGACGUUGCUCUGAUGUUUCUGGUCUCGCGUCCGAGGAUGUUCCUUAUGGAGAUGGGAAUGAACAGCGAAACACUUAACAUUAUGUUCCAGGAACACUAAUACAGGGGGGCGAGUCUAUUCAUUUUACUCUCAGGACCUUUUUAUAAUAGGGCUACUUUCUUAAACGUGCGCAUAAGAUUAUGCAAGUCGUUAUUUUUUUUUAUUUUUUUUUUCUUUUAUUACCACACAUCAGCUGCAGAUUUUAGUACUGUACUAGGUAGGUAGAAAAUUAAACAAUUAAAAAAUAAAUAAAAAAAAUGCGCAUGGAAUAGCAUGCAUGAAGUCUAUCUCCCCACUGCAAAAACCACCCUUCUCCAAGCCGGUACCUUGAGAGAGGUCUUAAGAUAUAUAUAUAUAUUUUAAUUUUUGUUUUCCUGUUUAUAGCAUGUUUAAAAAUGUUACUUCUGAAUUUUUCUGUUGGUGGCAUUCAGGUUGUGGGGGGGAAAGUGAGAUAUAAAAAGCUUUAUAUACCUCUUCUGCAGUGACCUUUUUAUGGUGAGGUGAUGGUAAAUGAAAGCGAAUGAAACAGUGUCCUCCAGUUUAACCCUUCGGUCCAGCGGCCUUUAAUGCGCUGUUUGGCACCGACUUGGGACUACAUAUGUAUUCCAUAGAUAUAAAUAUUUUUUCCCUUAUUGCUGCGACACCAUGUGCUGCAGCAAUGCCUCUAAUAAUUUUUUGCACAUAUGAUUUUAUGCAUCAUCAAGAAAAAGUUACUGCUGCCUUGAAAGAAAAAUGUUCUGUGAAAAAAAAAAAAAUUUGCAAAAGCUUUACUAGUGUUUUUUUUUUUUUCUAUUGUAACCUUUUAUAAAGGCAGAAAUGGGUAUAAAAAAAAGCCUAGCAUGCUAAAUAUAUUUUUCAAAAGAAGCAAUAAUUUUACAUGUACAGAUAUAAAUCUAACCUUUUAAUACUGGUGAGAGCAACAGUUUACUUUGUACUUUAAAGAAUAGCUUUUUUUUUUUGUAGUAUCUGGGCUUAAGAUAAAAAUGUUGUUUUAAAAUAAUAAAGAGAAGCCUUUUUUUUUUUCUUUUCAUGUGCGUGUUUUUUCAAACAAUAUUUUAAUCUAGUUUGUUUUAUUGCAGAUCAUACCAAUAUUUGUAAGACCAUGUAUGGGUAUACCAGAAUUAUUUUUUUUGUUCUCCAUCCCCCCCAGAUAUAUAUAUUGAUUUUUCUCCGUAUUGCCUGGCUAGGCGAUAGCUUUGAGAUGCUUCGAUUUUGAAGUAUUUCUUUUGCUUAUGGAUGCAUUCCAUGUCUUAUAUGAAAAUAUAUGUAUAAUCCGGUUGCAUUUAAUUCCCCUUAGUGGACUGCUCCCUUCCCUUUGUCUAAUGUGAGUGUUUAGAAAGACGCAGUGAUUAAAUGCUAUAAUAUAUGGUCUGUUAUUAGCAAAACAUUGAAAACAUGACAACUAUGGUAUUAAACAGUCUAGCUUUCAGUGCUCUUACAAUUAAAUAGAGGUCCUCUUUCAUUUUGGCACAGUCUUGAAGAACAUCUGACACAUGGCAGGAAGCAUGACUGUCACUGAUGCUAUGUUGGUAUUAAUCAGCAAAGUUUACACCAUCAGUGUUUCUUUAUGGAGAACAACUGUAGGGGGAAAUGAUUGUAGGUAAUUACAUGCUGUGUACAGUUCAGAAAUGAGAUUCACAUAAUUGAGCAAGCAUUAAAAAUAAAUCUCCACGGAUCCUAACCAUUUUUUUUUUUUUUUGUGUAAUAUCACCCUAUUUAGUGGUGUAGCUUUUUUUGUGCUCUUAUUUUAUCAUCAGUAUUGUGUUGAUUUGUUAAUGUAGAAAUCUGCUAGACUAUAGUAUUUAAAAAUGAUUUUUUUUUUUGUUAUUUAUUUAGUCGACCUGUUUUGAUCAGCUUUUAAUUCCUUUUGGCCUGACACACUCCUGUUAACCAUCUGUGGACUGUUACAUCAAUUUUCCUACUACCUCUACCAAUCUACUGUUUCUCACUCAUUUUAACAGGUUAUUUUUUACAGCGCUCUAAUGUAAUUUACACAAUAAAAGGUUUGAUUGUUUACA